GUGCCGCCGUCAGGUGACUUGGGGAAGAUGGCCGCGUUGACAGGGGAGAAUUUCGCGGCGCUCCAGAGCUUGCUGAAGGCCUCCUCAAAAGAUGUUGUCAGACAGCUGUGCCAGGAGAGCUUUUCCAGUUCAGCCCUUGGCUCAGAAAAACUCUUGGAUAUUACACGUUCCAGCUUGUCUGUGACCCAGGAGGAAGCAGAGCAACUGCUCCAGGCCCUGCACCGCCUCACCAGGCUGGUGGUGUUCCGCGACCUGUCCUCUGCCGAGGCGAUCCUGGCUCUCUUUCCCGAGACUUUCCACCAAAACCUCAAAAACCUGCUGACGAAAAUCAUCCUAGAACACGUCUCUACUUGGCGAACGGAAGCCCAGGCAAAUCAGAUCUCUCUGCCGCGCCUGGUCGACCUGGACUGGAGAGUGGACAUCAAGACCUCCUCCGACAGCAUCAGCCGCAUGGCCGUCCCCACCUGCCUGCUGCAGAUGAAGAUCCAGGAAGAUCCUAGUCUGUGUGGAGAUAAGCCCUCCAUCUCAGCGGUCACUGUGGAGCUGAGUAAGGAAACGCUGGACACUAUGCUAGACGGCCUGGGCCGCAUCCGCGACCAGCUCUCCACCGUGGCCAACAAAUGACCCCAGCCAGCUGUCGGCCCCACGGCCAGUCCCCAGCUGCUGGCCAGCGGUGUGCGCCUCCCAGCCCCCAGAGCAGCAGCUGUGGCCGUUGGCGGGCCGGGUGGUGGGGACCGGGAUGGGGCUGCCCUCUGGCAGGCACGACUGGACCGGGAGGAAGUGGCCGUGGCCCCACGCUGUUCUCCUCACUCGUCAUUUUCUCGUCUUUCUGCUGCGGCUGAGCAGAAGCGUCCGUCUCUGGAAGACUCCCAUCACCGCUGCGGCGGUGUGAGGGCCGUCCGCACCAUCAGCUGUCCCUGCGUGGCUGGCUGGAAAACUCAGGCCCACCCUGGGGAGCUCAUCUAAGAAGUUCCUUUCCAGCAUGAGGUCUGGUUGAUCCGUUUCCAGCCUGGGAACACAGGGGGCAUCAUGUGGGUGAGGCCAGCAGUUCCCGCUUCUCUGGAAGACUGGCAGAGCCCGUAGAGCAGGGCCGCUGCAGUGGGGCCCACGCCCGGCCUCAGUGCAGAGCCUUCCCGAGCCCCCUCAACCCCGCGGGCCCUCUUCCAGCGUAGGCAGUCUGGGAUGGGUGCACAUUUCCUCCUUCGUGAAGCUAGAGGGCCCUUCCUUGAUACAAUUCAUCCAUUCCAGGGAAAGAAGUGGGAAUGACUGGAAAUAAAUAAUCAUUCGAAAAACUU
Ailuropoda melanoleuca (giant panda) is the source of this 1295-nucleotide messenger RNA. RefSeq names its product COMM domain containing 9 (gene COMMD9). Lineage: Eukaryota; Metazoa; Chordata; Mammalia; Carnivora; Ursidae. The record is from RefSeq and is a predicted model, not a curated record. The transcript is spliced from 6 exons. The coding region runs from base 28 to 624 and encodes 198 amino acids.